Protopolystoma xenopodis is the source of this 1224-nucleotide messenger RNA. NCBI's taxonomy places the organism in Eukaryota, Metazoa, Platyhelminthes, Monogenea, Polystomatidea, Polystomatidae. The record is from the annotation of a GenBank genome assembly.
AUGCGGUCUUCAAACAGGCCCGUGUCACCGUUCACCGAUCAACCGACUUCAGAGAAUUUCAGCCUCCCUGGAGGUGGGACUGUCCAGCAGCCUCUCUCUCUUCCAGGCUCCGUUGCUAGCGAGACAAAACGAGAUCAUCAGAGCGUCUCAAGUCCCAAAUUCCAAAAGCCGCCGAGCCCGCAACUGACCGACGAUAGACACAUUCAGGUAUACAAAUGGCCCAGUUCCACGGAUCCGAGUCAAAAUCUCCACUCGCCGCCUGAACUCGAGGAAGAAUCAAGACCAACAAAAUCGGCCCACUUCGCCUCGGAGUUGACGACUCACACGAGAUUUGCCAGACAUGCGUUGAGCAUCGACGCUCUCGAGCGUGUUCUGGAGCAAAGUGGCGACGACUCUGGCUGCAACGACUUGCGUGGCAACCAUUGCCAUGCUGACGAAAGGUUGGAGUUGACGACAACAUGCGCACCCUCUUCAACACAUCUCGGUAAUAGGCGAGAGCGCAAAAAAGCUGAGGGUGACAGCGGAGUGGGCCAUGGUACCGGUGAUCAGAGCUCCGACAGCCAAAGCGACUGCGGCGACCUGAUCCUGGUCGGCGGGGUAGAAACAACCGCUGCCUCGGUAUGUCACGAAAACGGCCACCUUGGUGAUGACCACCUUCUGGUGUCCCUUAGACACCACGAGUCCAAAUCGGCCUCGACGACUGCCAGGCCGUCUAGGAUGGUGGCUUCGUCGUCAUCGUCUCUCCUGCUGCUCGACGCCGCUCCACUUCGAGCCCCCGAGCUCGGCUAUGAAGCCCAUCGGUCGAGUAGGAACCAAAUCACUCGGAUUGUCACCUACCAACGUCCAUUGCUUCAACCGUGUCAUGUCGACAAGUCGAAUGAUCUCUUCAAGCCGACCAACGGGACAAUGGAUCGUCUCGUCCCUUGCGCCUGUGAACCCAAAGACUUGGCUGCAGCCUCGGCUCCGUCUACCGACCAGGCUGGCGGUGGAAUACGUCGACGUACCUCGUACAACAUCAUGAUUAUCGGCGGCAAGGCAGCUGCUGAAUCCCAGUCGACGCAAAGCAGCAUGGCACAAACGGAGUCGAAUCGAAAUGCUGAACUUCGAGUUCGCGUGAAAGACUUACGAUCAGCCAACGCAAGAUUAAAUCGGUCCAUUAUGACGAUCACAAAACCGAUGAGUCAAGACGUUCUCGGAUCGGUGCUUGAGAGUGGUACCGUCUAG